CUCAAAUGCUUUGCUUGGUGGCAUUCUCUACUACACUGCCAGUCAUUUUCCAUGUGUGUGUGACAGUCUCCCCAUUCAGUGGCAACCGGUGCUUUAUUCUCAUUUUUAGUUAUUUAUUUCAUUGAUUCUUUAUUGUUAGCUUUUUGUGCAGUUGCUGGAGUUUGAAGUCAGAAUAUUAUACUCUCACUCAGAUUUUCCACAAAUAGUUAGUACUAAAUGUAUUACUUUUUUACAGUUAAUUAAAGAUAGAGUCUUCUAGACAUUUCUUCCCAGGCUGCCUUGAAACUCAAUCCUCAGAGCUCAGCCUUCUGAGUAGCUAAAAUGACAGGCAUGAGCCACCAUCACCGCCCUUACUCUCCUAUUUUGGCCUCUCCUUUCUGCCAGAGACCAUCUCAAGGAAGCUGGGCAGCCCGUUUCUCUAAUUACCCAAUCUUUGCUUCUCCAUUAUUCAGAUCGUGCAAGAAGAUGGCGAACACAAAAUCACAGAUGGAAAAACACUUAGACACUGUCAACAACGUUUUCCAUCACUACUCUGUCCGGCUGGGGCACCCAGACACCCUGAACAAGAAGGAAGUCAAACAGCUGGUGCAAAAAGAGCUGCCAAACUUCCUCAAGAAGGAGAAUAAGGAUGACAAAGAAAUAAAUGAAAUCAUGGAGGAUCUGGAUACAAACCAGGAUGAUACGCUGGACUUCGAUGAGUUUGUGAUCCUAGUGGCAAGGGUUUCCAACACUUUCCAUGAGGAGAUGCACAAGAACGCCCACGGGUAA
Perognathus longimembris pacificus (Pacific pocket mouse) is the source of this 768-nucleotide messenger RNA. Its product is annotated as protein S100-A9-like. Gene Ontology annotation, molecular function: calcium ion binding. The coding region runs from base 322 to 768 and encodes 148 amino acids. Gene Ontology annotation, biological process: neutrophil aggregation; astrocyte development; neutrophil chemotaxis. NCBI's taxonomy places the organism in Eukaryota, Metazoa, Chordata, Mammalia, Rodentia, Heteromyidae. The transcript has 2 exons. Gene Ontology annotation, cellular component: extracellular exosome; cytoplasm; nucleus. The record is from RefSeq and is a predicted model, not a curated record.